Messenger RNA from Ipomoea triloba (trilobed morning glory), 1491 nucleotides. Its product is annotated as fasciclin-like arabinogalactan protein 10. Bases 61 to 1341 code for a protein of 426 amino acids. NCBI's taxonomy places the organism in Eukaryota, Viridiplantae, Streptophyta, Magnoliopsida, Solanales, Convolvulaceae. Gene Ontology annotation, cellular component: plasma membrane. The transcript has a single exon. The record is from RefSeq and is a predicted model, not a curated record.
UUGUUUCCUUCUACUCCAUCUCUUCAGUUCCAAAGUUUCAGUGAGCUCUGUUUUGCUCCCAUGGCUACAUUCCCUUUCUUCUUCCUCUUCGCUUUUCUCCUCACUGUUUUCACCUUCUCAGACGCCCAUAACAUCACCGAAAUCCUCUCCCAUUUCCCGGAGUACACUCAGUUCAACAACUACCUAACGCAAACCAAACUCGCCGAUGAAAUCAACAGCCGGACCACCAUCACCGUCCUGGUUUUGAACGACGGCGCGUUGUCUUCACUCACCGCCAAUCACCCGCUUUCCGUCAUUAAAGCCGCGCUUUCGCUUCACGUGCUGCUCGACUACUGGGAUGGGAGCAAACUCCACGAUAUUUCCAAAGGUACCACGGUGUCCACCACUUUGUACCAGACUACCGGAAAUGCCGCCGGGAAUAUCGGGUUUGUUAAUAUAACGGAUCUUAAAGGCGGGAAGGUCGGGUUCGGGUCGGCUAUUGCGGGCUCGCAUUUGGACUCUCAGUAUACUAAGUCGGUUAAACAGAUUCCGUAUAAUAUCUCGGUGAUUGAGAUUAAUAAGGCGAUUAUUGCGCCGGGGAUUUUGAAUGAUACGGCGCCGUUAGCCGUUAAUCUAACGGCGGCGCUUGAGAAAGCGGGGUGUAAGACGUUUGCGGGGUUGCUGGUUUCGAGCGGUGUGAUAAAGACGUAUGAGACGGCGGCGAGUAACGGAUUGACGGUUUUUGCGCCGAGUGAUGCGGCGUUUAAGGACGCGAAGUUGUUGGAUCUGAAGAAGCUUACGAAUGCCGAGAUGGUGGCGCUGUUGCAGUUUCACGCCGUCGCGGAGUAUACUCCGAUCGGGACGUUGAAGGCCACGAAGCAUCCGAUUUCGACUUUGGCGACUAACGGCGCCGGAAAGUAUGGCUUUAGGGCUACAACUGCCGGUGACGCCGUGACGUUGGAUACCGGAGUUGAUUCGUCUAGGGUUUCUUCCACCGUUUUGGACUCCACGCCGCUCUGCAUUUUCACCGUUGACAAUGUGCUUCUCCCGACGGAGCUCUUCGGCAAGGCUCCGUCCCCGGCGCCGGCUCCGGAGGCGUCGCCGGCACCAUCGCCGGAGGUCUCCCGCUCCCACGCGCCAACUCCUGCUCCGGAAGCUGUCGCCGCAGCUUCUCCGACUCCAAUGUUCUCUCCGCCUGCUCCUCCGACCUCGUCUCCCGCCGGUGCUCCGGUUGAAGGUCCAAUCGCGGAUUCCGAGCGCAGCACGGCCGACAAGAACUCCGGCGACGUGACAGCUUCGGCAUUGCUAAAAACGAUACUCACAGUGUCAGUCUUGGCAUUUGCGUCCGUUUAUGUGUCCUAAGUUGUCUUUUCAUUCGCCCCUGCCUAUUUUAUUUUGUGCUUUUUUUUUUCGGAUUGGAUUUUUUAUUUUUUUUUUUAAAUUUGUAGAAACCUUUUGUAGUUUAGUAGAGAUAAUUAUAUUUUUAAUUUGAAAUCUAAUUCUAUUUUCUUU